AUGAUCGAAGCAGCCAAGAGCAUACUCGGAGGAAAUAAGGCCAGAAGCCUGUACGCCAUCGACGUCCUUCGCCUGGAGUUCUACCUGGCGGACGACUCCGUCUCCAUUGGCCGGGCCGUCGCCGACGCCAUGGCGACGGGCAAGGUCGGUCUGGCCGAGUUCACGAUCUUGACCAAGAAGGAGAUCUGGCAAUGCAGCAAGUGGGAUCUGCUGGCCCACGGGAGGCAGCUCCGGUUGUUAGUCGGCACUUAUCCGAGCGCAUUCGGCGGUCUUGCACGCCUCAAGCUGCAAAAUCUGAGGCUACCUGAUAUAUCAGACGGCUUGCCCAAGAUCUUGAGCACGUGCAAGCGGCUCGAGUACCUCAGACUGUACAACUGCGACGCGGGGCACAUGUCGCUGCUGCAGGUGGAGCACCCGCGGCUCGGCGAGCUCAAGAUCGUCGACUGCGACUUCGAGAGGGUGGAGCUCAAGUGGCUGCCGGAGCUCGCGCUGCUCAUCGUUUCCCGCUGGAUCUCUCCGCAUGACCCGGUGUCUUUCGGCCAUGUCCCGCUGUUCAGGAGCAUGAGCAUGGCUAAUACUUGUCUUACUGACCACAAGGUGCUCAGUCUGAGUGAGCUCCUCGGCGAAGCCGCCAUAAACCAACUACGUUUGGACCUUCAAAGCGAAAAGGUUGGUGAAGAAGAAUGUGACUUGACUUGGACAAUGUUCAUUCUGCUUGGUGCACCUUCGCUCAAGGAGCUAUGUAUCACGGUGCGGGAUCAUUUAUGUGAAAUGUUUACGGAUCCGGGGGAGAGGAAGAACUACUCUUUUAGCAAGGAGAAGAAGAACAAGGGAUUAGAGCUCGACGCACAAUUUGCAUCUGGAUUCAAGCACAACAAGCUGGCCGUGCUCAGGAUCUAUGGGUUUCAGUCAGAAGAGAAGUUCAUUAGCUACAUUUGGAGUGUCAUGGAACAUGCAUACGAGUACCCUGAUAGUUCUGGUAAAGGUUAA
Messenger RNA from Aegilops tauschii subsp. strangulata, 990 nucleotides. RefSeq lists its product as uncharacterized. NCBI's taxonomy places the organism in Eukaryota, Viridiplantae, Streptophyta, Magnoliopsida, Poales, Poaceae. The record is from RefSeq and is a predicted model, not a curated record.